AGAGGGAACUGGGAAUCCCUCUCAGCCGGCAGGGGGAAUUGAGGAAACCAGGGAUGGGACCCAGGUGAGCCCGGGCACCCACUGUCCCAGCCCCCCUGGCACAGGCUGCCCCACAUCCCUUGCAAACACGCCAGGCCCUCAGCCCCAGCCCAUGGACCUGCGGGUGGGCCAGCGGCCCACAGUGGAGCCCCCACCUGAGGCCACGCUGCUGUCCCUGCGGCAUCCCCGGCGUCUGCACCACCACCUCUUCCUACCAGGCCUGCACCAGAGCACAGCAGAGCCCAUGCGGCUCUCCAUGGACACACCGGUGCCUGAGUUGCAGGUGGGGCAGCAGGAGCAAGAGCUGCGGCAGCUUCUCAACAAAGACAAGAGCAAACGAAGUGCCGUAGCCAGCAGUGUGGUCAAGCAGAAGCUGGCGGAGGUGAUUCUGAAGAAGCAGCAGGCAGCCCUUGAGAGAACAGUGCAUCCCAAUAGCCCCAGCAUUCCAUUCAGGACCCUCGAGCCCCUGGAGACAGAAGGAGCCACCCGCUCCAUGCUCAGCAGCUUUCUGCCUCCUGUUCCCAGCCUGCCCAGUGAUCCCCCAGAGCACUUCCCCCUGCGAAAGACAGUCUCUGAGCCCAACCUGAAGCUUCGCUACAAGCCCAAGAAGUCCUUGGAGCGGAGGAAGAAUCCCCUGCUUAGAAAGGAGAGUGCACCACCCAGCCUGCGGCGGCGGCCUGUAGACACCCUCGGAGACUCCUCCCCCAGUAGUAGCAGCACACCUGCGUCAGGGUGCAGCUCACCCAAUGACAGCGAGCAUGGCCCUAACCCUGUCCUGGGCUCAGAGGCGCUCUUGGGCCAGCGGCUGCGGCUGCAGGAGACUUCUCUGGCCCCGUUCGCCUUGCCGACAGUGUCCUUGCUGCCCGCAAUCACGCUUGGGCUGCCCGCCCCUGCCAGGGCUGAUGGUGACCGCAGGACCCAUCCAUCUCUGGGCCCUCGGGGGCCGGUCCUGGGGAGCCCCCACGUUCCCCUCUUCCUGCCCCAUGGCCUGGAGCCCGAGGCUGGGGGCACCUUGCCCUCCCGCCUGCAGCCCAUUCUCCUCCUGGACCCCUCAGUGUCUCAUGCCCCCCUGCUGACUGUGCCUGGGCUUGGGCCCCUGCCCUUCCACUUUGCCCAGUCCUUACUGAACAACGAGCGGCCCCCCGGGUCAGGCCUCCACCGGCCACUGAGCCGGACUCGCUCAGAACCCCUGCCCCCCAGUGCCACUGCCCCCCCACAGCUGGGCCCUCUGCAGCCCCGCCUGGAGCGGCACAAACCUCACGUCCAGCUGAUCAAGAGGCCAGCCAAGCCGAGUGAGAAGCCCCGGCUCCGGCAGAUACCCUCUGCCGAGGACCUAGAGACUGAUGGCGGAGGAGCAGGCCAGGUGGCAGAUGACAGCCUGGAGCACAGGGAACUGAGCCAUGGGCAACCUGAGGUCAGAGGCCCGGUCCCUCUCCAGCAGCACCAGCAGGUGUUGCUGUGGGAACAGCCGCGACUGACCGGGCGGCUCCCCCGGGGAAGCACCGGGGACUCUGUGCUGCUGCAACUGGCCCCAGGCGGACACCGGCCCCUGUCUAGGACUCAGUCUUCCCCAGCCGCUCCUGCCUCACUGCCAGCCCCAGAGCCCACCAGCCAGGCCCGCGUUCUUUCUAGCUCAGAGAUUUCUGCUAGGACUCUGCCCUUUACCACAGGGCUGGUGUAUGAUUCGGUAAUGCUGAAGCACCAGUGCUCCUGUGGAGACAACAGCAGACAUCCAGAGCAUGCCGGUCGCAUCCAGAGCAUCUGGUCCCGGCUGCAGGAGCGUGGGCUCCGGGGCCAGUGUGAGUGUCUCCGGGGCCGGAAGGCCUCCCUGGAGGAGCUGCAGUCAGUCCACUCUGAGCGCCACGUGCUACUCUAUGGCACCAACCCACUCAGCCGCCUCAAACUGGACAACGGGAAGCUGGCAGGGCUCCUGGCACAGCGGAUGUUUGUGAUGCUGCCUUGUGGUGGGGUUGGGGUGGAUACUGACACCAUCUGGAAUGAGCUGCAUUCCUCUAAUGCAGCCCGCUGGGCCGCCGGCAGUGUCACUGACCUCGCCUUCAAAGUGGCUUCCCGUGAGCUAAAGAACGGUUUUGCCGUGGUGCGGCCCCCAGGACACCAUGCCGAUCAUUCCACAGCCAUGGGCUUCUGCUUCUUCAACUCAGUGGCCAUCGCCUGCCGGCAACUGCAACAGCAGAGCAAGGCCAGCAAGAUCCUCAUCAUAGACUGGGAUGUUCACCAUGGCAACGGCACCCAGCAAACCUUCUACCAAGACCCCAGUGUGCUCUACAUCUCCCUGCAUCGCCAUGACGACGGCAACUUCUUCCCAGGCAGUGGGGCUGUGGAUGAGGUAGGGGCUGGCAGUGGUGAGGGCUUCAACGUCAAUGUGGCCUGGGCCGGAGGUCUGGACCCCCCCAUGGGGGAUCCUGAGUACCUGGCCGCCUUCAGGAUGGUCGUGAUGCCCAUUGCCCGAGAGUUCUCUCCAGACCUGGUCCUGGUAUCGGCUGGGUUCGAUGCUGCCGAGGGUCACCCUGCCCCACUGGGUGGCUACCACGUUUCUGCCAAGUGUUUUGGGUACAUGACGCAGCAACUGAUGAACCUGGCAGGGGGCGCAGUGGUGCUGGCCUUGGAGGGCGGCCAUGAUCUCACCGCCAUCUGUGACGCCUCUGAGGCCUGUGUAGCUGCUCUUCUGGGCAACAAGGUGGAUCCCCUUUCAGAAGAAGGUUGGAAACAGAAACCCAACCUCAAUGCUAUCCGCUCUCUGGAAGCUGUGAUCCGGGUGCACAGUAAAUAUUGGUGCUGCAUGCAGCGCCUGGCCUCCUGCCCAGACUCCUGGGUGCCCAGGAUGCCAGGGGCUGACAAAGAAGAAGUGGAGGCAGUGACCGCACUGGCAUCCCUCUCUGUGGGCAUCCUGGCUGAAGACAGGCCCUCAGAGCAGCUGGUGGAAGAUGAAGAACCUAUGAAUCUCUAAAGCUCUGGAACCAUCUGCCCGCCCACCCUGCCUUCGGACCUGGUUCUCUUCUAACCUCUGGCGUCAGCCCCUGUUCCUGGGUCUUUAGAGAUCCUGUGGGCAGGUAGUUGGGGCCAGAGGGCAGCCUGUCUUCCUUGAUAGUCACCCCAGGGAGGCUGCGAGGGCCCCUGGCCCAGGACAGGAACCAGAGGACCCUGAGAAGAGGCAGGCUGGGCAGCCAGGCCCCAGCAGGGCUCUCUUAAGAACAGAUUCCACCCCUCUGGUGUCCAGGCCCCGGCUGUGGCCCCCACUCCUCAGGACAGCACAGAGGACUGGCUCAGUCGGGCCUACCCUUAACCACUAUUCCUGGCUCUUCAGACCCCAGACUUUGCACACAGCCCCAGGCUCCACACAGAAAUGUGAACUUGGCCUCAGCCAUGGUGGCCCUUUCUAGACUCUGUGGGUGGGAGGGGGUUGGGGAGCCAAGAGGUCCCACAUCCCUGAGUGCAGGGGGAGUCCCUCCUCCCACCUGCUUCCUCGGAUGAUUCUGGAAGCUUCCCCCAACCACUCAGCACUGAGACGCAGCUCCCUGACAAAAGUUACCAGCAGAUCUCCAUCUGGAUCCUGCCCCGGCCAGAGGUCCCCUUCGUUGACCUCUCAGCACCCUGGUAGAGCAGACAGGUGCCCUGGGAGUCCUGUGCUUCCUGACCCAAUGGUGCCAAACCUUCAUCUCCCCCCAGAGGCAAGCACGGCCCCCAGGGAUCCCUCAGUCAUUGCCCCCUCCAUGAACCUUCUGUUUCUGGGGUCUCUCCCACCCUGGCUCUGACCCCAGCCCCACAUAGGACUAACCUGGCUGAGGGGAAAGGAGGUGGGAGAGAAGACACAGACAUGGGGGAGGGAAGUCUGCCCUGGCAGAGUCUUCAAGACUUUUGGGGUCUAGGCCUGGGGCCAAGAAGGAAAGUGUGUGUGAGCGUGUGUAUGAGAAGUAUGUGUGAGUGUGUGUGUCUUCCCCAGAACCCACCAUACCCUGUGUAUGUAUGCAUGUUUUUUGUAAAAAAGAAAAAAAAGGAAAAAAAAUCUGAAUAAAUGUUUUAUUUGCUUUAAAAGUGCCUGUGAAAGGGCCUCCCAGGCAUGAGUGGUGUGCCAUCGAGUGGGUGUGCGGGCCUGUCUGCACUGUGGAGAGGGCACAAGGCCAGGCUGGCUGCAGCCCCCUCUAGCUCCUUGUCCUUCUGUAGCCACCGCCCUGUAGGAAGACCCUAUUCUGAACAUACCCUAGCCUCCCUGCUUGCCCCUC
Molecule: messenger RNA, 4280 nt
Organism: Carlito syrichta (Philippine tarsier)
Lineage: Eukaryota; Metazoa; Chordata; Mammalia; Primates; Tarsiidae
Gene: HDAC7
Product: histone deacetylase 7
Exons: 26
Coding region: 152-3007 (951 amino acids)
Biological process (GO): chromatin organization; negative regulation of transcription by RNA polymerase II
Cellular component (GO): histone deacetylase complex
Molecular function (GO): histone deacetylase activity
Source: RefSeq, a predicted model, not a curated record